This is a messenger RNA of Paraglomus brasilianum, 549 nucleotides long. NCBI's taxonomy places the organism in Eukaryota, Fungi, Glomeromycota, Glomeromycetes, Paraglomerales, Paraglomeraceae. The record is from the annotation of a GenBank genome assembly.
AUGUUCAAAAAAUUCAACUUCAGAGACGACGUAGCCUCACAGUCCCAAGUUAAAUCAUCAGUACAAAGGGCAAUACGUACAAAGUUACUGGAUCAGUAUCCAAACUUGGAGUCAGUCAUUGAGGAGGUAUUACCGAAAAAGGCUCAUGUAGUGCUAGUUAAAUGUCACGAGCACAUAAAUCUGUUGAUGCUAAACAAUGAAAUUCUAUUCUUUCAACACUUUGAUGGACCUUAUUAUCCCACUCUCCGACUUGUUCAUAAGUAUCCUACACUCUUCCCGCGAGUUCAAGUCGAUAGAGGUGCAAUAAAAUUCAUUCUUUCAGGAGCCAACAUCAUGGCCCCUGGGUUAACGUCGGCAGGAGCAAAGAUGGAAGAGGAUCUACCAGGUAACAGUAUUGCCACUGUAUACGCCGAAGGGAAAGAACAUGCUCUUUCUAUUGGAUUGCUGAAGAUGUCUACUGCGAACAUAAAACAAAUAAACAAAGGCAUAGCAGUAGAUAACGUACAUCAUCUUGGAGACGCGCUAUGGAGGACGACCAUUGAAACUUGA